Molecule: messenger RNA, 2263 nt
Organism: Trachemys scripta elegans
Lineage: Eukaryota; Metazoa; Chordata; Testudines; Emydidae
Gene: SFR1
Product: SWI5 dependent homologous recombination repair protein 1
Exons: 4
Coding region: 551-1231 (226 amino acids)
Biological process (GO): double-strand break repair via homologous recombination; positive regulation of DNA-templated transcription
Cellular component (GO): Swi5-Sfr1 complex
Source: RefSeq, a predicted model, not a curated record
GAUUUCUUGAAGAAAAGUAACCUGUGUAAAGGCAAACAGUGGGCCAUUGGAUUUCAGAAAGACACUGAGCGCUCUGUUGAAGGCUGUUUUCAGGUUUUAAAAUGUUCUGUUGCUUAGUGGGGAGAGACUUAUUACUUACCUGUGAAAUAUUGUAUGGGUAUGAUGCGAAUUUUUCCUAACCUCUUGCUUAAACUAUGAAGUAACUUACUGCUGUGCUCUGAAAAUAACUUACCCCUGUUACAUUCAGCAAAUGCUAUCCAUUUGCUAAGACGCAUGAUUUACAGCCUUUGAAAAAAAUUAACUUAAAAUAAAAUACUAUGUGCUGAAUCUUGAAUGAGAAGGUAACAUGGAUUUGAUUUAGCAGUAAGACAAAUAAGGGCUAAUACCUUGUCUAUGCAGCCACGCAGACCUGAACUGGAUUCCCUUGUAGCUCGUUCUUUAAGACAGUAAGGGUUUGGAGAGCUGCAGCUUUGGUGCCCUUAGCCUGUGGGGAGAUGGUACCCUAUGUAAUCUUACACUACAGUACUCAUUAUAUUAACUUGUUCUCAAGAUGGAAACACCAUUGUCAGACAAAUCAACAUCACUGUGCAGUACUCCAGAGGACCGUGGGACACUAGCUCCUCAGAGCACUGGCUCAGGGAAAAAGCCAAUGAGCACAACACUUAAGGAGCGAUUAAAGAAAGCAAGACGUUCAUUUAAUUCCAGUUUCACUGUGGCAAAACGCCUUAAAGUAGAUAUUGAAGAAAAAGAUUACAGUACUUCUGAAGAAGGGGCUCUGUUGGCAAAAGAAUCCUGUUCCAGAUUACAAAAUAGCUGUGAAAUCCUGGAGGAGAACUGUGCUGCAAAUACAAGUUUGAGUAGUCCUGUACAGGAGAGACAUUGCUGCAGACUUGUUCAGAAUUCUCCACACUCUGUGGUGUUGGGUGCUGACCUUAGUCAACAAGAACUACUUGAGGAAAAAUUAAGAUUGUUGAAGCAGGUCCAAGAGAAGAAAGAUCUGCUUCGAAGACUCAAACUGGUCAAGAUGUACAGAUCCAAGAAUAACCCAUCAGAAUUGCAAUCUUUGAUAACGAAAUGGAGAUGCAGCACCCAGUUGAUGCUUUAUGAACUCCAGUCAGCGUUGUCUACAGAUGGCAAUAAACUGAGCCUCACUCUGUUGAUAGACAAUUUUGGAUUAGAAGACAAGUUACUACACUACAGCAGAACAGAAGAAGACUUUACAGAUAUGUAAUUUACAAUUACAAAGGUUUCGGUUAUAAAAAAUAGUUUUCAGAAAAGAUUAAAUAUAAACUGAUUGCAUCAUAACUAUUAAACCAUCGUGAUAGUUUGUUUCAGUAGUGGAUUGUUGUAAUAGACUGUGCUUAUGUAUAUGCGGUAAGAGGCAGUUAUUUUCUGGAAAGGAUUAUCUCUUAGGCAGAAACUUACUCCUUGAGAAAAUUGCCAUUAGUGAAUGUGAAAAUGAAAUCUAGUAAUAUUGUACUUAAACAGCGGGCUGCAUCUUCUCUGAUCAAUUUUACACUGUACAUUCUCUUGUUUGAUAUAAUGGGAUCAAGUUGACUGCUUUUUCUAGUUAUGCUAAGAUGUUGAGGAAUUCAACACAUACAUAUUCUGAAAGUUUCUUCAAUUUGCCAGUCAACUGAUGUGAGCUUUCUAAGGAUUAAGUUCAGGUGUAAACACAUUGCAUAUUCUCAAUUACUGAAGCAAUAUUGAGUUUUUAUACAUGGCUUUAUUUCUUAUGAUACUAGAAGCAAUACAUAUUCUAUAGUGCUUAACAAAAACAGUACUGUGUCUAAUGUAUUUAAAUGGCUGCAUUUAAUUUACCUUUCUGCAAUUCUUCUUCUUAAAUCCCAAAGCCAUUUUCCCCUUUUUACAUCUUAUGUUUUAGUUCUAAUUUAUGUGGUAUUUUAUUAUGUUAAUUAGAGAGUGUGUGAGAGAAGUUGAUUCCCUGUUGACUAUCUCCUCCUUGACCAUCCAUUUAUUUUAGCUGCUUCUUUCCUCACUGAAUUUCUUAUUUUUUACUUUGAAAUAUGCUUCAUCUAAUGCAGGCCUGCACAACUCGUAAAGCGGCGAGGGCCAUAUUACUCCAAAGAAAAUAGUUGAGGGCCGAAAUCCCCCAGCCGUGCUGAAACACGCGCACCUUCCCCCCCCCCCCCAAGCGCCGCCCAGCCCCCGUGUAAGCAAGCAGGACUCACCCCAGCAGCGUCUCUUGCUGGUCUUCUUGGGAAUUAGCUCAUCCAGCCGUUGGAGCGACCUCUGCAGGCCG